Molecule: messenger RNA, 2153 nt
Organism: Papilio xuthus (Asian swallowtail)
Lineage: Eukaryota; Metazoa; Arthropoda; Insecta; Lepidoptera; Papilionidae
Product: protein REVERSION-TO-ETHYLENE SENSITIVITY1
Exons: 4
Coding region: 190-744 (184 amino acids)
Source: RefSeq, a predicted model, not a curated record
AUCUGACAGUCUAAAUACUAAUAUUUAUCAUUUAUCGAUUAGUCAACGAUAAUAACUGAAUUACAAAAACUGUGCUGGUAUAUUAUUUUGGUGUUUUGCAAGUUUGGAAACAUAUCAAUCUCAACUUUCUAUUUUCUGCCUGAGCUUGCUUUGAUAUGGAUGUAACGAUCGUGUAAGUUAUUUACAAGCAUGAAUGGUGAUCAGAGUCCUGGAAGUCCUUUAGAUCUCAGUGAUCGCGAACAAGCUGUAUUAAUGGAUCCUAUAGAUCAUGAGAGAUGUAGAUAUCCUUACUGCAUCGUUUGGACCCCUAUACCCGUUCUAACAUGGAUUUUCCCAUUCCUUGGGCACAUGGGAAUUUGUACUUCAAAUGGAGUCAUCAGGGACUUUGCAGGUCCAUAUUUUGUAUCAGAGGAUCUGAUGGCUUUUGGUAACCCUACCAAGUACUGGCAACUCUCCCCACAGAAGGCAGCAAAUGGACAGGCUGGCUGGGACACGGCUGUCGCAGAAGCAUCUGAGAUAUACAAAAAAAGGAUGCAUAUAAUAUUUUAUGAUAACUGCCACUCGCAUGUGGCCACCGCUCUAAACAUCAUGAACUAUGGAGGCUGCAAAAACUGGAACAUGGUGAAACUGGCAUUCUAUAUGAUACCUUAUUCAAAAUAUGUCAGUUUUGGAAGCUUUUUGAAGACGUGGCUGCCUUUUCUUAUCAUUGCGGCCUUCAUAUGUAUCUUAGCAGCAAGAAUUUAAGAUUGCAUUAUAAAAAUCUCAUUGGUCUAUCUUUAAUUUCUUUGUUGUUUUACUUAUAUGUAUGUAAAGCAUGAAAAAGCACAAUCUGCAGUUUUUAAAUAGAAAUUAUUGCCAAUGUGUUAAGGCUGUGAUGGCUCUGUAAUAUGGAAGAAAAAAUUGUGUUUUACCACCAUUAUUAAUUUAUUAAUUUUUGGUUUUCUUAUAUUUUGGUUGAGGAAAUCAAAAUCCAGAUUUAUUGGAAAGUAUGGAGAGUUGAAAGUUUUUGAAAAUAUUUCUUGAAUGCAUUAAAAUGUAUUACAAACACAUAUUGUGUUAAGUUUGUAACUUUGACUCACUGUUUUACAAUAUAUUUCAAUAUUAUAAGUAGGUUUUACACAAACACAAUGGUGUAUUUAUUAAUUAUUCAUUAGCCUUGGGGCCAAUGUCUUAGUUAUCAUCUACCAUUUUAAUAAUAUCAUUAUGUAAACGUAUUUCCUAAUAUUAUAACUAUUAUAUAAACCUCAACUGCUUGAGUACAUUUCUAUUUUAAUCAUAUGAAAGUAACUGAUAGCAAUGGCUCAAGCACAGUUUCAAUUAUGGUAAGGCGAGGCGACUUUUCAUUUGUAGACCGAUUGAAAUAAAAGUAUAACUGGUGGUCAUCCGCCAUUGCAAUAUGAUAUACACAUGGACACUCAAAUAUUAUUAAUAUGAAUAGAUUUCAGAAUUAUGGAACAUAUACAUAAAGCGAGCCUUAAGAGUUUUCUUGGGAGAGCUAAUCUUGUUUCUCACAUUCUUCUCCAGUUUGAUAUCUUUUGACAUUGGCGCAUAGAGACCACUACUAAGGCUAGCUAUAAAAGCUGCUUUAUUGUUAGAUAAUUUCGUUUAUAAGUAGUAAGUUUGACUACUUAAUCUUAUUUUGAAAGAUAAUAAUGUGUAUAUCUUUAUAUUAUGGUGCUUGUGAAAUUAUAUACUGAUGUGUUUAUGUACUUCCAAGAUAUUCACAUUGCCAAAUUCAUCUAUGGGUACUUUAUAUUAUACCUAUCCAGUCACACUAUUUUACUUCUAGCACUAUAUAGGAGGUGAUGGUGAUGAAGUGAUCUCAAUUCAAUGAUGAGACUAUAUUUUAUAAAAUAAAUAAUCUACUUCUUAAUAGAUAUUUAUUAGAUGUUUGUACACUUGUCUGACAUAUGACAUACUUAAAUAUUCAUUUAUUAAGAUUAAAUUUAUAAUUUACAUAUUCAGUGUCGCUAACUCACCUCGUAAGGUGAGAUCAGUUGAAUGUAUGUAACUUAUGAGAAAUGUGUUAAUGUCUUAAAUUAUAUAAGUUUCAACUUUUCAAGUAAUUUAUAACUUUAUCAAUCUUAAACUUUGUGUACUUUGUGUUUGAUAGUGUUUAAUAAUGUUAAACGGGUUUGAAACAAAUAAAAAAA